Thrips palmi is the source of this 1615-nucleotide messenger RNA. RefSeq lists its product as uncharacterized. The coding region runs from base 299 to 1060 and encodes 253 amino acids. The transcript has 6 exons. The record is from RefSeq and is a predicted model, not a curated record. NCBI's taxonomy places the organism in Eukaryota, Metazoa, Arthropoda, Insecta, Thysanoptera, Thripidae.
CGCCGGCCACGUCCGCCAGCUGCCAAGUGAGAGGGUCGCCCCAUCUGAGUGGCCGACGGCCGGACCGGGACGUCGCGAAGGCGAGGAGUCAACGGGGAGAGCGGCGCCGUUCCUUCACGAACCUCGCGAACAUUAUGAGACGGGGGAUGUCCCGCCACCAGGAUCGACGAAGUGGUCGCUGUCUUGGACAUCGUCGGAGCCUGCCGGGCCGGUGUUCGGCUAGGGAGAUUCAGCCUGAAAUAGGUGGCGAAGAGGACGGCCCGCUGGUGCGCAGCGCGGGUGCUCGGGCCCGAACUUCAUGGCCCGAUACAUCAACGAAUGCAACCUCAUUCUGCGCAACCUGUCACAGGAACUAAGGUCCAAAUGCCCCACCGACGAGCAGUACUGCUGCUACCUUCACUGCUGCUUUGUGAACCGCCAGCACAAGGAGAUCUGGGAGACCUGGUACUUUUGGUUCGGCAUCGCGGUGCUGGCGCUGCUCCUCGUCACCUCGGCGACGUCCUUCCUGGUGGGGAUGUGCUUCCGCAAGCGCCACCAGCUCAUCCGCGUGCACCACCAUCACCACCACCAGCCCGAGGGCGGAGUGGCGGGCGCGGCGUCGGAGCGCGGCUCCACGUCGACGCCGAGCUCCUCGGACGCCACUGCCGGCGUGGAGGCCCUGGAGGACGCGCUGUCCGUGUCCGCCCCCGUGACGGCCGUGACCGGCCCGGACGGCCUCAUCCAGCCCUACGUGGUGGGCGGCCUGCCCGCCGAGGUGGAGGCGCGCUAUAAGACGCAGGGGCCGCAGGGCACCGAGACGGCCAUUUUCCGCAGACACAGCCGCAAUGACAGCCUGGGGCCCUCGACCGGCAGUGCAGACGGCGAGGACGACGACGUGGACGACGCGGACCUGGGCGACGUGGCGGGGCCCCUGGAGCCCGCCUACCCUCCGAUGCAGCCCGUGACCAUAGUGCGCGGCACGCUGCCGGAGGGAGGCUUCCGACGCACGGACACGUACACGGAGCUGGUGCUGCCCCCCGGCUACGUGGACCCUCGACCCAGCCACAAGCAGCCGCCCUAGCGCCCUAGGGUCCGGCCUAGCCAUGCGCUAGCAUGGCGCUAGCCUCCGAGCGCCCAGAAAGCCUAAACCGCGUUAGGCCUGCCAGCCAGUGGCGUGCCGGCCAGGCCUCCACUUCUUUCAGCAAGUAUGUGGACUCGCCGGACUAUCCGAUCUGUACUGUUUUGGCUGAGAACUGCGUGUCAAGAAGAGUGACGGUGUUACUCCCCCACGUGACAACAAAUAUAUUGUUAUUCAAGUAUUUCUAGUGUAGUUGAUGGUAUUUUUUUUUUUUUUAGGUAGCGCACCUGUAUUUUAGGAACUCUUCGUAACGCGGCUUUUGAUGUGGUUUGAGAUUUGAUGUUAUUGGUAAUAUUCUUGAUUUUCAGUCUGUAUGUAUGAAUCGUGUUUAGAAAUCAGCUUUUCCCUUGCCUCAGUAACCAACUCCUUCUGUCCAUGUGCUUGUCUUCAUGUUUGGUGCACUCUGAAAAGCCAUGGCUGUAGCACUCUGAUGUAAAAACUGAUGGUUGAAGUUAAAGGAAACUGAGCCAAGACUUCAUAAUAAAACAGUUUCUUUUA